This is a messenger RNA of Balaenoptera acutorostrata (minke whale), 765 nucleotides long. RefSeq names its product BARX homeobox 1 (gene BARX1). The record is from RefSeq and is a predicted model, not a curated record. Gene Ontology annotation, molecular function: DNA-binding transcription factor activity, RNA polymerase II-specific; RNA polymerase II transcription regulatory region sequence-specific DNA binding. The transcript is spliced from 4 exons. Bases 1 to 765 code for a protein of 254 amino acids. Gene Ontology annotation, biological process: regulation of transcription by RNA polymerase II. Lineage: Eukaryota; Metazoa; Chordata; Mammalia; Artiodactyla; Balaenopteridae. Gene Ontology annotation, cellular component: nucleus.
AUGCAGCGGCCGGGGGAGCCGGGUGCAGCGCGCUUCGGCCCGCCCGAGGGUUGCGCCGACCACCGGCCGCACCGCUACCGCAGCUUCAUGAUCGAGGAAAUCCUCACUGAGCCUCCGGGGCCCAAGGGCGCAGCUCCAGCCGCCGCCGCCGCCGCCGCGGGCGAGCUGCUCAAGUUCGGCGUGCAGGCUCUGCUGGCGGCGCGGCCCUUCCACAGCCACCUGGCCGUACUGAAGGCCGAGCAGGCGGCAGUGUUUAAGUUCCCGCUGGCGCCGCUUGGCUGCUCCGGGUUGGGCUCGGCGCUGCUUGCCGCGGGGCCUGGGUUGCCCGGCGCUGCCGGCGCGCCGCACCUGCCGCUCGAGCUGCAGCUCCGCGGGAAGCUGGAGGCGCCUGGCGCCGGGGAGCCGGGCACCAAGGCCAAGAAGGGGCGUCGGAGCCGCACCGUGUUCACCGAGCUGCAGCUGAUGGGCCUAGAGAAACGCUUCGAGAAGCAGAAGUACCUCUCCACGCCCGACAGAAUAGAUCUCGCCGAGUCUCUGGGUCUGAGCCAGUUGCAGGUGAAGACGUGGUACCAGAAUCGAAGGAUGAAGUGGAAGAAAAUAGUGCUGCAGGGCGGCGGCCUGGAGUCUCCCACCAAGCCCAAGGGGAGGCCCAAGAAGAACUCCAUCCCCACAAGCGAACAGCUCACGGAGCAGGAGCGCGCCAAGGAGGCGGAGAAGCCGGCGGAGGCGCCGGGCGAGGCCGGCGACCGGAGCCACGAGGACUGA